AUGAAUCGAGCAAGAAAAUCAUCUGGAAAUUGUGGAUGUUUUCGAAAUGCAUUUUGUCUUUUGAAACCAUCAACAAGUGGCGAAAAUGGGGAAAGCGACAAAAAAUUGCUGAAUUCAGCAACUGGAAUUCAAAUCGAAGAAGAACAUGUGAGUUUUUAAAGGGAGGAGGGGUACUGUAAGAUUACAAAAAUUGUAUCUUGAAAGUUACGGUACCCCCUACUAUUAAAAAAAGCACCAUAAAACAAAUAUUUUCAAAUUUAGACCCCACCAAUUCGUCCUCGAAAAGUUCCACCGCUUGAUUUGAAUGGAGCCCAACAAAAUUGGAAACAAGAACACGAAGUGAUAUGUAAGUGACUAAUUAUUUCUGAAUUCUCUUAAUUUUCUAUGCUCUCUCAUUUCGCAAUGCUCAUUAAAACAUGUCGUGUGUUGCACAAGAAGUUAAUUCUCAGCUUCUUCUUUUCUUUGUUUUUUUGGAGAUUCUAUAAAAACACAAAGUCAUUUUUUCAUUGACCAAACGAUUUCCUCAAACUGUCAAGAGUCACUUGACUUAUGAUUUUCCUCCUACUCUAACUCUAGAAAAAUAGAAACUCAAUUUAGUUUUCUAUCUAUUCAUCCAUCCAUAUUUUUGGCGAUGUGUCCAAAUCCAAUCAAAAAACAUCGACGACAAAAAGCACUCGCUUGAGAAAAAAAAAGAAAGAAGAAGAAGAAAAAGAUCCUAAGUCAAUCAACAGAUCGGAAAGAAGCUCGGAAAAGUAGGAGGAGGAGAAGGAGAAUAGAAGCCGAAAAACAUGGUCAAAACUUUAUUUUAGGCAUUCCCCCUCACUUUUUUUUCCAGAAUACAAUUUAUUCAUAAAAUUGUAUUAUAAAACUACUUGAUGCGUAAAAGUGGUUUUUCCAUGACCUCUAGACUCAAAUUUUGUCCCCGGAAAAAAUGAUCCGUACAUUUUUUUUGAAUUUGCUAUUGAGGCUAAAUGUUUUUUAUUCCACUAAAAUACUAAUUAAUUAUUGUAGUUUAUUGUUUUUGUACAAACGUUUAUGAAGUGUGGUUUAAGAAUAGUUUGUUUCAGAACUAGCAAAUAUUUCAAAUUUUGAGUUUAAUCUGUCUGACUCUUAGGUUUAGGUGUUAUGAGAGAUAAAGAUAUUCAAAACCGGUGAGCAUAGAAUCCCCUUCUCUUUUCCAACUUCCACCCUCGGGAAAAAAGAUCGAAAUAUAUUUUCCUAAAUGUUUUCUAUCUAAUCUGUGGUGUUUUUGGGUGUACAUAAAACAAACUUCCGGUUUUUCCCAUCUGAAUUUUCAUCUCUUCUUUCUUUUUUUCGCCGAUUUUCCAAUUAGAUACUCAUUCAAUUUUUUACUCAUACAAUGGAACAACAAAAAACGCAAAAAGCGUUUUCAGGAAUACCUUUAUGCGUGUUUCGAAAUCCGAUUGUCAAAAUAUUCGAACUUGUUCGAAAAAAGCCACCACUUCCAAGACCACAAAUGUUUGUCUUCAGUGCAAUGACAUUGCCACCUUCAACAUCUAUGAAUAAUGGUGAAUAUGAGUUAAAUAAAAUACAAAAUUGAGUAGAAAGAGUUUGCGGAAAUACUGAAAUUCAACAUCGUAAAAAAUAAUAUUAUAAUUUGUUUAUUUUCAGUAGAUGCACAUCAACGACCAAAAAGUCUUCUACGUCGAUCACAAGUUCCGGAAAAAUCAUGUUCCCAACCAUCUUCACCAACUAAAAAAACAUAUGACAAUGCUCCAGCCCUCGAAUCUUUAGAGAAGUUAGUUUAUGUUUUGCGAGUCGGAAAAAUAAUAAAAAACAAAUCUGGGCCCCCGAAGAAGAUAAUCCCGGAUUUUGGAUUUUGUAGGGUUCUUCAUAUUUUUUAUUUUCUAUUUCUCUCGCUUCCACAAUUUUCUCCUCUUGCCUCCAAUUUUUGACCUCUCUUCAUUUUUGUUCAACUAUAGAUAAGUUUCCUUGGUAACCGCCUGCUCAUCUCGCGAGCGCGCGAGCAUAUUUAUCAGAAAAAAAGAGGAAAAUGAUGAUGAUAAAAAUCGAAAAAGAAAAUUAUAUAUGCGAGAAGAAGAAGCAGAAGUGAGUGUAUGUGAGAGGAGCAUAUGAGUUGGGAGACAUCUUAUAAGCUUUUCGGAUCAGCCACUUUAUAUUUUUUUCGUGAGCACGCCAGUUUCAAACAUAUUUAUUUUUGGUUACUGUGGAUUUUUCUUCUUCUUCAGCUUCUUCAUUUUUUAUUUACUCAAAAACUUUCUAUUCAUUUUUAAUUGGCUCAACUUCUUUUUUUUCUAUCAAUUAAUUAAAUAGCCCUACAGUAACCCUUCCCAUUCUGUUUCAAAGAUGAUGAUCGUUGGGGACACUUUUGGAUUUUAUCAGUUGGUACUGAGAAAACAUGCGUGUAGGUUAGUAUAAUUAAUAUUCAAAAAACAAUCAGCUGGUAAUUAAAAUAUAUUCCAUUGAAAAAUGAAAACUGAAAUACAUAAUCAAAAGAAAAUUGUAGACUUCGAUAUAUUCUACAUCAAUUGAAUAGUGGACAACUUCCUCUCGAAGAUUUGAAAAGAAAUAUCGAAUAUGCGGCUCUCGUUUUGGAAACUGCAUAUAUGGAUGAAACAAGGUAAGAAUUAUUUAUGAAAAAUGAGAGGGUGACUAAAAACAUUAUAAAAUACAUAUAACUUAUCAAAUGUUUCAGGAGGAUUUGUGACGAAGAUGAUGAUUUGGCUGAAGUGACACCGGAAACAGUUCCAGAUGAAGUUCGAGAAUGGUUGGCUGCCACAUUCACCCGUCAAAAUGCGGGUAAAAAACGAGACAAACCAAAAUUCAAAUCGGUUGCCAAUGCAAUUCGAACUGGUAUUUUCUUCGAAAAAUUGUUCCGUAAACAACAAGCGGUGACUUGUCCAAUUCCACCGGAAAUUGCCGAAUUAAUGAAAGAUGUUUCGUCUUGGUCAUUUAAUCCAUUUACAUUACAUGAGGUUUCUGAGGGACAUGCAUUGAAAUAUGUCGGUUUUGAACUUUUCAAUCGAUAUGGAUUUAUGGAUCGGUUCAAAGUUUGUUGAAAUAUUUUGAUUAGAAAAAUAUCUAAAUUUAGGUUCCACUCUCAAACUUGGAAAAUUAUCUUGCUGCACUUGAAGUUGGUUAUUCAAAACAUAAUAAUCCAUAUCAUAAUAUAAUUCAUGCUGCGGAUGUUACACAAUCAUCUCAUUUUAUGUUAUCUCAAACUGGAUUAGCUAAUUCAUUGGGUGAUUUAGAAUUAUUGGCUGUUAUUUUUGGAGCAUUAAUUCAUGAUUAUGAACACACGGGUCAUACUAAUAAUUUCCAUAUUCAAUCACAGUAAGAUAACUUUAUUUUCGAAUUUAUUCAUUUUUUCUAAAAAAAAUUAUUUUCUUAAAGAUCAAAUUAUGCGAUGUUGUAUAAUGAUCGAAGUGUUUUGGAAAAUCAUCACGUAUCUUCAUGUUUCCGGUUAAUGAAAGAAGACGAUAAAAAUAUUUUGGCACAUUUGACGAGAGAUGAAUAUAAGGAAUUAAGAAAUAUGGUUAUUGAGAUUGUUUUGGCAACUGAUAUGUCAACACAUUUUAUGCAAAUCAAAACAAUGAAAUCAAUGCUUAGUUUACCUGAAGGGUUUGUUUUUCAAAACUACAAUAACCGAGAGAUUACAAAAAAUUGUUUCAGAAUUGAUAAGAAUAAAGCGUUGUGUCUUAUUGUUCAUGCUUGUGAUAUUUCACAUGCUUCAAAACCAUGGAAUCUUCAUUCAAGAUGGACUGAAGGUGUUCUUGAAGAAUUUUUCCGACAAGGAGAUCUCGAGGCAUCAAUGGGUUUACCGUAUUCUCCACUUUGUGAUCGUCAUACAGUUCAUGUUGCUGACAGUCAAAUUGGUUUUAUUGACUUUAUCGUUGAGCCAACAAUGGUUAUUUGUGGGGAAUUAUUGGUUAAAAUGGUCGAACCAUUGGUGUCACUUCCACCAUCAGAUUCGCUUUUCCCACCAAGUGUUGAAGGCGAAGAUAAAUCACCAAGCAAUGCAUUAUCACCACUUCCAGAUAUGUAAGUUUUCGGUGUUUUUAAAAUGUGUCUGUGAUUAAUUUUUGCAUGCUCGAAUGUUUUAAUCUGAUUUGAGUGCCUGUUUUCAAAAUUCUACAUUUAGUUCCAGGCGUAAUUCAUCUGUCUCACCAUCAUCGAUUCGUAAAAUUCCAUUAAAUUAUUGUGGAAAAUUAGACAUUCCGACACCAUGGAUGAAAUUCUUACAUGAAAAUAAAGCAUCUUGGAAAGAACGUGCUGUCAAAGGUAUUUUCUUUUUGUUUUUUGAUUCAUAACUAAUUUAUUAUAUUUUUUUGCAGAAGAAGAAGAACGGAAAGCUGCAGAAGCUGCGGAAGCCGCAAAAACUGAAGAAAAUAAAGAAAAUGGUGCAUAG
Messenger RNA from Caenorhabditis angaria, 4390 nucleotides. NCBI's taxonomy places the organism in Eukaryota, Metazoa, Nematoda, Chromadorea, Rhabditida, Rhabditidae. The record is from the annotation of a GenBank genome assembly.